GUCUAAAUAUGGAACCCUCACAGAAACAACAUAUGCUUGUCCAAGUAGCUGCUCAAGAUAGAAAGAUGGCCAAGCAAGAGAAAGAAUGCAAGAAAGUGGUAAUGGAUGGCAUCAGGGAUUUUUGUAGUAAAGGGAUUACUAGAAGGGAAUUGAAAAGGAUUUGUCGAGAAGUGGAGGGGUUUAGAGUUUAUUUUGGAAUGAAGGUUUUGGAAGAGAAGGGGGUGAAUGUUGGGUGUUCUUUUGGACAUAUUGAUAGAUAUCCAAUGGAUUUGUAUUCAAUUAAAAAAUGAAUGCAAAAGAAGUUUCUUAUAAAUUUUCUAAAAGAAAUAUUGAUACUCUAAAUCUGAAGUAUCAGCCAAUCAAAUCAAAGAUUAAUUUGCAAGAAUUCAUGCCUGUUUUGAGCAAAGUUUUCUUGAAAAUAAGCCAAGAGCUUUGAAUAUAAAGUUUAUAUUCCUAAAUUAUUUUAACCCCCAUAUAACAGGAUUUAUUCUUUCAUACGCCAUUUGACUCAUUUAUUAUUAAACUCUGCCACUUAUCCAAAGCUGAAAUUUGUCUCUUGUAUUUUCUGAUGUAAAAAUUCAGAUUAUCCAGCUCCAAAAUUUUACCCCAAGCCUGUGCUCAAAGAUCUAGCUCUUCUUGAGUGAAAUGACUCUUCUGGUGAGAAGGUUGGAUCGGAGUCAGCUUUUGAGGUAAAAAAGGGGCAGAGAGAUACUUAAAAUAUUUUGGAGUGCAAGAUUAGUAGUUUAGAUCAUUACUAUUAAUCUAAUACUGCCGAACUUAGUUAUGAAGAGGGUGAAUGCGCAGUCUUCGCUUGUA
Moneuplotes crassus is the source of this 816-nucleotide messenger RNA. Lineage: Eukaryota; Ciliophora; Spirotrichea; Euplotida; Euplotidae. The record is from the annotation of a GenBank genome assembly.